Guillardia theta CCMP2712 is the source of this 879-nucleotide messenger RNA. RefSeq lists its product as hypothetical. Gene Ontology annotation, biological process: protein phosphorylation. Gene Ontology annotation, molecular function: ATP binding; protein kinase activity. The record is from RefSeq and is a predicted model, not a curated record. The annotation marks the transcript as partial. NCBI's taxonomy places the organism in Eukaryota, Cryptophyceae, Pyrenomonadales, Geminigeraceae. The transcript is spliced from 3 exons.
AUGCUCAUCUGCGCAGGAGUAGGGUACUGCUACGUGCUGCGCAAAGCCGCAGAAGCAGACUCUGUGUGGCUUGUCUCUGCGAAUGAGAUCGAGCUCGAGGAGACAGACGAGAUUCUCGGGCAGGGAACCUACGGUGAGGUGAUAAGAGCUAACUUCAGAGGGACUCCUGUAGCAGUCAAGCGAGUGGUUGCGAGAAGAAUGAAAGGAGCGGGAGGAACAGGAUCGUCCUUACGAUCAGGAUCUAUGGAGAUUAUGCGGAUCCUAUCAAGACUGAGACAUCCUUGCAUUAUCACGAUCAUGGGCGCCGUGAUUGACUCUAAGAUGGACCCCCUCAUAGUGUUGGAGUUGAUGGAACUUGGCUCCUUGCAUUCUCUCAUUCACAACCAGACAUUGUUGCUCGAGGUUGACAUGUUUGUCUGGAUGCUCCUCGAUGUCGUCCAGGGAGUUCGCUUCCUUCACUCUUCAAAGCCACAGGUUAUCCACGGCGACCUGAAGAGCAAGAACGUACUGGUGGACUCUAAUCUCAGAGCAAAGGUUGCAGACUUUGGUCUCUCACUUGUCAAACGCGUAAGCUUUUGGGAGGAAGCAUCGGAAGGAACAGGAACCAUUGCCUGGAUGGCACCAGAGCUUCUACACGGUGGAAACAAUUCGCCACAGUCAGACAUCUACUCGUUCGGCAUCAUUCUCAACGAAGUUUUCAGCAGGGAGGAACCAUAUCAGGGCGAAGAUCUCAAGGCUGUCAUGGUCGAAGUGAUGAACCUGCAGCGAACAGAGAUGAAGCGUCCUGUUAUCGCCGAAUGCUGCCCGGCCGAUGUCAAGGGAUUGAUUAGAGACUGCUGGAACAAGGAGACAGAUCUCCGUCCCUCUCUCGCUGAGAUU